This is a messenger RNA of Talaromyces proteolyticus, 1624 nucleotides long. RefSeq names its product putative amino acid transporter. The transcript is spliced from 5 exons. Bases 108 to 1520 code for a protein of 470 amino acids. Gene Ontology annotation, molecular function: amino acid transmembrane transporter activity. Gene Ontology annotation, biological process: amino acid transmembrane transport. Lineage: Eukaryota; Fungi; Ascomycota; Eurotiomycetes; Eurotiales; Trichocomaceae. The record is from RefSeq and is a predicted model, not a curated record. Gene Ontology annotation, cellular component: vacuolar membrane.
UGCUGUAAUUAAAGUAGUCAGGAAGGGCGGGUGGAUUAAAGCUACACCAUCCCUUGUUUCGGAUUCUUUACAUCCCCAUCCAACUUGACGCUCCUUCUUCAUUCAUAAUGUCUGAAAUCUCGAAGAUGAAAAAUGGCUCGGAUAACUUAAUACAAGCUCCUUCAAUGGUUGACAAAGUUAACCACAAAUCGGCCCUCUCCCAUGACGACGUGUUUGGGGAGAUUUCAGAGAAGGGGCCGAACUAUCGUAAUGUCGGGUGGAUUGGGACUGUCGCCCUCAUGAUGAAAACCCAAAUUGGUCUUGGAGUCCUCUCAAUUCCGUCUGCCUUUGACACGCUGGGUCUUGUUCCAGGUAUCGUAUGUCUGUGUGCCAUUGCUGCCAUUACGACCUGGUCAAGUUACAUGGUCGGAGUAUUCAAGCUUCAUCAUCGCGAGGUGUACUCGAUUGCUGAUGCUGGGGGUUUGAUGUUCGGCAGGUUGGGUCAUGGCUUCUUCGGUAUCACGCUCUGCCUUUAUUGGAUUUUUGUUGCUGGAUCCGGUAUGCUCGGUAUCUCUAUCAGUUUGAACGCCGUGUCAACACAUGGUACUUGUACUGCCGUAUUUGUGGCAGUCGCUGCCAUCAUUGGAUUCAUUUGUAGCAGUAUUCGGACUCUAGGGCGAAUUACUUCCCUCGCAUGGAUCGGACUAAUCUGCAUACUUACGGCCAUACUAACCGUUACUAUCGCCGUCGGCCUUCAAGAUCGUCCUGUUGCGGCUCCACAGGAAGGCGAGUGGAAAUCCAACUACAAAAUCAUCAACAACCCUUCUUUCACUGAUGCCGUCACCGCAAUAUCGUCCCUUGUCUUUGCAUGUGCGGGAGCCCCAGCAUUUUUUUCUAUUGUGUCUGAAAUGCGGAACCCGACAUAUUAUACUCGAUCCCUUAUAAUCUGUCAAUCCGCCCUAAUUGCUAUCUACAUCACAAUCGGCACCGUAGUCUACUACUACUGCGGAUCGUAUGUCACUUCACCUGUCCUUGGCUCUGCUGGUGCAACUGUAAAGAAGAUCUGUUACGGAUUUGCUCUCCCAGGGUUGAUAGUUACUACAACCCUUGUCAUCCAUAUGCCCGCAAAGUACAUUUUCAUUCGCAUCCUCCGUGGCUCCAAACACCUAAACUCCGACACGUUUAUCCACUGGGGAACCUGGCUAUCAUGCACCUUUAGCAUAGCGGUGAUUGCCUAUGUUAUCGCCAGCGCCAUUCCUGUCUUCGAUGGGUUGGUUUCCUUAAUCGGUGCCCUUCUCGGUACCCUCAUGUCUUUUCAGCCGAUGGGAUGCAUGUGGCUCUACGAUAAUUGGAGCAGAGGCAAGGCUGAACAGCGACCGGCUUGGGUUUUUAUGGUUUGCUGGUGUAUCUUUGUUGUAAUAUCCGGCAUGUUUCUGAUGGUGUCUGGAACUUACGGGUCUGUUGUUGGUGUUAUUGAUACCUACAGAGUAUCUGGAGGCUCGGCCGCUUGGUCAUGUGCUGAUAACUCAAACUCUGUGUAGUUCAACGGGGAUUUUGAUAUAUUACUUACCAUCCAGGCCGUAUGAAAUUGAUUGAAAUUAAGCGUUUCUAGGAAAAUGGACAGAUUAUUUGCAUUACAUCAAUU